GUCGGGGCUGGGGGGCGGCCUGGCACUCGGCGCGGUGGGCGCGGGGCUGAUCUCGGCUCUGAUCUCGGCUCUGAUCUCGGCUCUGAUCUCGGCUCUGAUCUCGGCUCUCCCCGCUGUUUCAUCGCGCUGCGGUGCCUGCGUCAACCCGGAGCGCCGUUCGCUGUGGUGAACACCUCAGCUGUGAGGUUGAUGCUGAGUUAACGAGGCCUUCGUUCGGCGCGGGUCGGGCCGCUUUUCCGCAGGCCGGGAGGGGGGGAGCAGCGCAGCCCCGCCCCGUGCUGUUAUUUCCUCCCUUCGGAUGCCGUUAUCGCGGCUCCCGGCCUUUGGGGCGGUGCUGGUGUUGCUGGCUGUGACGCCUGCAAAGCGGGGAUUUCCCAAACCCAAAGGCAGCGGGAUCGGGUGGCGCCAAUGUGCGCCGUGCCGUCUGGAGGCGGUGCCCGGCUCCCCGCUGCGUACCGGGCAGAGCCUGAGCAGCUUUUUGUUCCCCUUCUGCACGGCGUGGAGGAAGAUGAAGCCCUUUGGAAAAGUGCUCUGUGCUGCAGGGAGCCUGGCUGUGCUGCUUGCCUUCUUCUGGAGGGACACCUUCCAGCCAGAGCAGCUUUCUGGUGCCCGCGUCCUGCUGACCGGAGCCAGCGCAGGGAUUGGGGAGCAGAUGGCCUAUCACUACGCCACGUUUGGGGCUGAAAUUGUUCUGACCGCCAGGAGGGAAGCUGUGCUGCAGGAGGUGAUGGAGAAAUGCCUGAGCCUGGGAGCAAAGAAAGCCUUCUAUAUCCCAGCUGAUAUGUCUUCCCCUUCUGAGCCUGACAGGGUGCUUCGGUUCGCCAUCCAAAAGCUGGGAGGGCUGGAUUACCUGGUGCUGAACCACAUUGGCAUUUCCCCUUUCCAGAUGUGGGGUGGAGAUGUGGAGCACAGCCGCUGGCUCAUGGAGGUGAAUUUCUUUAGUUACGUGGCGCUCGCAACAGCAGCUCUGCCCACCCUGGAGAAGAAUCACGGCUCGGUGGUGGUGGUUUCUUCCCUCACAGGGAAGAUUCCCACUCCUUUCACCACUUCGUACUCAGCCACAAAGUUUGCACUGGACGGAUUCUUCAGCUCCCUGCGCCACGAGCUGAUGAUGCAGGAGAGGAACGUCUCCAUCACGCUGUGCAUCCUGGGCCUCAUCGACACGGCCACGGCGCUGGAAAAGACCCGGGGCAAAGUCUUCAUCACUGCUUCUCCUGCGCCAGAAGCGGCGCUCGCCAUCAUUCGCGGUGCUGCCGCCCGCCUGCCGGAGCUCUUCUACCCGUGGUGGCUGCGGCACGUGCACGGCCUCUGGGUGCUGCUCCCCAACCCCCGCGUGCUGCAGAGCUUCUACAACCACAGCGCUUGGAACCACGGCAGCCCCUGACGGCGCGGGGAUCCGCGUGCGGUGAUCGCCCCCCCAUCUUCCUCCAGACCCCGCAGCCGCACCCCUCGCUCCGCCCCACAGGCUCGGUUGUGUCUCGCGUUCUCCGCCCGGGGCCGGGCCUGAAAGGAGCGAAGCCGGCUGCCCUCAGCCGCUGCAUCGGGGCGGACCGGCGGCACCGCGCAAUGCGGGCACGGCGACGGCGGCGGAAGCGCCCGAGCCGGAAGCUGCCGCUGCGGGAUUAAGCCCCGCCCCCCGGGCGGCGGCGGAUUAGUUGGCACUCGAGGUGUAUGCAAAUCUCGCUGUGCUUCGCGCUUUCCUAUUGGUUCCUGGUCCACGUUAGCACCGCCCUAGUGACGCGAGGCCCGCCCCGCGCCUUUGAUUGGUUAGCAGUAGUAUGCUGCGCGUCGCUCCUCCUCUCGUGGGCGGAGCCACUCUGCUGCCGGCUGCCCGUUGGCUGAGCAGCUCUGGGGGGCGGGGCUUCGUGGGGCCGUGGCGCGCCGGUGCGCUCCGGGUGCGCUGUGCGUAAGCGGCGGUUCCGCUCCGAUUCCGCUCCGGUUCCCCGAAGCGGUGCUGGCGCUGCAGCCGUCGAACGGCCCCGGGCCGCCCCAACCCCAGGCGGCGCACGCAGGGGGCAGCCGGGUUACUUAGGAAGUAAAACUUUUAUUAAAUAAACUUAAGAUUCUUUGUAGAUCAGAGCGAGGGCUGACACUGAUGGAGCGGCGUCGGGAUCGGCGAUGGAAGAAAUGCGAACGGUCAAACGGCGGCGGGCCGAACCUCGCCGGGUCCCGCUGUGGCUCCCCCCCCCCCCCACCCCCCCGGUUUGUAUUUGUUGGUCCUUUUUCUUUCUUUUUUUUUUUUGUCUUUUUGUUUUUUGUUUUUUGUUCAAAAUUAGAUUAAGUUUAAAUCCAUGAAAUUAUUCGUAGCAGAAAUAAAGUACAUUAUACAAAUCACGGACGUCGUCGAUGUUAAGUAUAAAAAUGGUAUUUACAAUAAGUAAACAUGGACUAUAGAAACACACACAGACCCCCCCGGCCCCCACCCGGCUCCGCCGCCUCUCCCUGCAACGGGGUGAGCAGGGGGGGCCGCAGCCCCAACCCCGUCCUGCCCCACAGACACAGCGAUGCCCUCCGCGCCUCACCCCGCUCUGCCGCGUUCGGCUUUUCCUCCCGGUUUCAGCAGGAAGCAGCAGUUUGUGCCGCCUCAGGGAUCGGC
This is a messenger RNA of Lagopus muta (rock ptarmigan), 2596 nucleotides long. It is a transcript of the gene HSD11B1L, whose product is annotated as hydroxysteroid 11-beta dehydrogenase 1 like. Gene Ontology annotation, molecular function: oxidoreductase activity. The record is from RefSeq and is a predicted model, not a curated record. NCBI's taxonomy places the organism in Eukaryota, Metazoa, Chordata, Aves, Galliformes, Phasianidae. Gene Ontology annotation, cellular component: intracellular membrane-bounded organelle. The transcript has 8 exons. The coding region runs from base 299 to 1384 and encodes 361 amino acids.